AAUACUCAAAAUUCUCGCCAGAAAAAGUCGUGUAAAAUGGUUUUUUUAAACAGGCGAAUUUCGCGCCCAAAUUUUUACUGAGGCUCCCGGGGCCCCCCUGAACAUUUCCCGCGGAGGCCCAAGUUCCAAAAAUGAGAUUUUCCCGGAAAAAUUAAUAUUUUAAAAUUUUUCCACACAACUACAAUCAAACAUUUUACGCACACACUCAAAAAAACUCACCUACACAAAAUGCCAGAGUGAGAAGAACGUAUUUUCUCAUGCUAUUUCGUUUUUUCUUUCCCGCUCCUCGAGAUUCAGCGAUAGCGCGGGAACUGCAAAAAAUCCCGCGGGAAAUUUUGUGUCAAAAAGAAAAGUCCAAAACAACCGUGAAAAAAUUUUUGUGAUUUCAUCCCCUUUGUCACAGAAAAGUCGCCCCCACGGUGCAUUUUAUGUUAAGAUGGCCAUAUUCGAUGCAUUCCACUCGUGUAUGUGGUUCGAAGCCACCAGUAGACGCAAUGCCUUUGCUUCGAUAGUUUCCGGACUUUUCUUCUUUAUCGGUUGGUGGCUCAUUAUUGACGCCUCCACGGAGAGUGGCGGUGGUCUCGAUGGGGCUCAUCACAUCUGUGGCAUUCUCGGUUCCAUCAGUUUCUUCAUGGUUAAUGCCGUCUCCAAUUCUAUGAUUUCAGAAUCAUACACUGGCGGACGACUAAGUCAGCGAGGAGCACGCAUUUGGCUCUUUGUUGGUUUUGUAUUGGGCUUUGCAGCAAUCAUUGCGGCUGUAUGGAUCAUGAUUGCAGAAUUCUCUUUGCCGGAGACACAGGCAAAGUGGCCUGGUGUGGCUCUUCUGCUGCAGAACCUCUUCAUCUUCCUCGGCUCUUUGGUGUAUAAAUUCGGACGAUCCGAAUCUGAUUCAGAGUUUGGCUUCUAGGCGGCCCUUGAACCUUCCUGAAAAGAAAGCAUCUUCAUCCCAGCAUUGAAGAAUUUUUUCUUAAGUUAUUCUUCUUCUCUGCCACUUUUUAGAUGCUAUACACACACGGAGCUCUCCCGAGAAAUUACGGAAAGCCACUCACACCCUAUCCUUGUCUCCUCUUUUUCUAUCAUAUAAAAAAUGUAAUUAUAAUCUGUAUAAUGCAAAUUCUCAUUCAAGGCAACCGCUACCAACGUGGGGUUUCCUUUCAGUGUCCAUCCCUCGACUUGAUCAUGUAACCAUUUUGCAAAUCAUUUUUAGUGUAUUUAUAAUUAUUAUAUUUUACACCAAGGAAACACUUAAUAAAAGGGAUUUCUUGAAAAAAAAAUCAAAAA
This is a messenger RNA of Lutzomyia longipalpis, 1281 nucleotides long. RefSeq names its product transmembrane protein 50A. Lineage: Eukaryota; Metazoa; Arthropoda; Insecta; Diptera; Psychodidae. Gene Ontology annotation, biological process: protein targeting to vacuole; late endosome to vacuole transport via multivesicular body sorting pathway. The transcript is spliced from 3 exons. The record is from RefSeq and is a predicted model, not a curated record. Bases 437 to 907 code for a protein of 156 amino acids.